UGUUUUGUUUUUGGUGCAGAGGAUCAAACCCAGGAUCUAGUCCUGUGUACUAGACAUAUGCUCUACAACUGAGCAUAGGUCCUCAGUACACUUUAAACACAUUCUUCGUUAAAUAUAAAUUCUUUAUUUUAUAAUUGCAAUUGGAACUUCACUGUUAUUUCAUUGUGUUUUUAGAUAAAUUUUUGCUCAGGUAAAAAUGAGCUGUUAUAAUUCUAGAAAUUCACAUACAAAAAUAUGUUACCUAAGUGAAGCUUCUAGAAAUUAUUACUAAAACAUGGUUCCUGAAUGGGGAACUUCAGAAAAAGAUCUGUUUCAUGAACAAAAAAAAAAUUUCAUGAAAUACUCUGAAAAUAUCUUUAGGCACACAUUUGAUGGUAAAGAAAAUGAGUUGUCUUUAGCAUUCCUUAGCUAUUCUGUAAAAGCUGUGAAGCCCUGGUUACAUGUCUUUUUCAUCUCUGCCUUUGAAUCUUCCCAGUUUUCUUUGAAUUUGGAAGUCUCCAAAUUUUAUUGGAAUUCAUUGCUCUAGGUAUUAAUUUAUAUCUACUUAUGGAUUCUAUCAGUAUUAAUAGCUUUAUGAAUAUGGCCAAUUCACAUUCAGUAGCAAUAUAUGUUUAUUAGCUGUUUAUAUUAUAUAUGGAUGCAUGCUUUGUUGACUGAGAGCCAGCUACUGUGUGUGGUUUGUGCAGGGCUCUAAGGUGAUUAAGAUAGACACACUUUCCCUGGGGAUUGAACCCAUGGGCGCUUAAUCAUUGAGCUACAUCCCCAGUCAUUUGUAUUUUUAAAAUUUUGAGACAAGAUCUCACUAAAUUGCUGAGGCUGACUUUGAACUUGUAAUCCUCUUGCCUCAGCCUCCCAAUUUCCUGGGAUUAUAAGCGUGAACCACUGUGUCCAUCUAAGGAGGUCAUAGUUUGAUGGAGGAGAAAGACUCAAAUAAUCAAACAAAAUGGCAAAUAAGACAGGUAUAAACUGUGUUAAGUACUGUGACAAAAACGAACAGCGUACUGUGGCAGGGUAGCAGGACCUAGGCCAGGAGGACCUCUGAGGGAGGUGAACAUCAGAGGAGAAAAAGCAAGCCAGGACAUAUUAUAGAAACGUAAUUGUCCCUCCAGAAUGUCAUGGAAGUAAGUAAUAGUGGUGGGACAGAUGGUAUUUUUUAAACAGGUGAACAUGGUGUUAGGAAAUAACCAUCAUAUGGCAGUUUCCUGAAAUAAAAAUUUGAUUGUUUUAGUGGGUUACUGUACUGUGAAAAUUUAGCCCUACUGUUUAAAAAAAUUUAUUUUAAUGAUUUCAAAAUGAAUGUCAUAAUAUAACUUUAAUUUAUAAAGUAGAGGCUGGAGUUUUUAAGAGUUGCCCUUAAUUGAUACAUAAGCAUAUUAGUGUUGAAAAGAAGUUCAGGGGACAUUUUUUUUAGAGUUUGGGAACUGUCAAAUAAGGGAUGUGGUAGAAUUAGAGAAGUCCCAGCUCAAGUGAAUACAAACAUAAGGAAGUGAAGAUUUAAACAGUAAGGAGGACUUUUGUCCUUGCUAGUAGAGAUAAAGGUUAAUUCACAAAAUAACCUUUCAUCAUGUGAAGGUCUGUUCAUGAGAAGUGGAGAGAAGGUAGCCUCCAUCUCCGCCAAAACCAGAUCUUGAAGAGAGAAAUAAUUUAUGUGUGUUAAAGCCCAGGAAUGAGCUUCUCAAGCUUGUACAAUGAAGACAGAAACCUGCUUCGAAUUAGAGAGAAAGAGAGACGCAACCAGGAAGCUCACCAAGAGAAGGAGACAUUUCCUGAAAAAAUCCCCCUUUUUGGAGAACCUUACAAGACAGCAAAAGGUGAUGAGCUGUCCAGUCGGAUACAGAACAUGUUGGGAAAUUAUGAAGAAGUGAAGGAGUUCCUUAGUACCAAGUCCCACCCUCAGUGCUUGGAUGCUUCUGAAAAUAGGUUGAGAAAACCGAGAUAUUCUUUAUUUCCUGACAAGGGGAGCAGCAUUCCGUCCAACUCCUUCCAUACCAGUAUCCACCACCAGCCCAUUUACACUCCCGCCUCCGGACCACUUCCUGUUGGUAACAUUAGCCACAAUCCAAAGAUAGCACAGCCAAGAAUGGAACCAUUGCCAAGUCUCCAUGCCAAAAACUAUGGCCCACCAGACAGCCAGCACCUGAUCCAGGACCGUCUCGGACAGGAGGGAUACAGCUCUAGUCAUCACAAAAAAGGUGAUCGUAGAGCUGAUGGAGACCAUUGUGCUUUAACAAUAGACUCGGCUCCAGCAAGGGAGCUCUCUCCCUUGAUUUCUUCUUUGCCUUCCCCAGUGCCCCCUUUGUCACCUAUACAUUCCAACCAGCAAACUCUUCCCAGGAUGCAAGGAAGCAGCAAGGUUCACAGUAGUAGCAAUAACAAUAAAGGCUACUGCCCAACCAAGUCUCCCAAGGAUCUGGCGGUGAAGGUUCAUGAUAAUGAGACCCCUCAAGACAGUUUGGUGGCAGUUGUCAGCCAUGGGGUAGCCCCUUCCCAGCCACCUUCUCAGACAUUUCCACCCCCCUCCCUCCCCUCAAAAAGUGUUGCAAUGCAGCAGAAGCCCACAGCUUAUGUGAGGCCCAUGGAUGGUCAAGAUCAGGCUCCAAGUGAGUCCCCUGAGCUGAAAUCACUGCCGGAGGAGUACCGGCAACAGAACUUUGAAAGAACAGACUCAAAAGUGCCUGCUGAAGCCAAGCUCACCAAACUGAAGAUGCCUUCGCAGACAGCUGAGCAGACGUACUCCAAUGAAGUCCAUUGUGUUGAAGAAAUUCUAAAGGAAAUGACCCAUUCAUGGCCUCCUCCUUUGACAGCAAUACAUACGCCUAGUACAGCUGAGCCAUCCAAGUUUCCUUUCCCUACAAAGGAUUCUCAGCAUAUCAGUUCUGCAACCCAAAACCAAAAACAAUAUGAUGCACCUUCAAAAACUCACCCUAAUUCUCAGCAAGGAACAUCCAUGCUUGAAGAUGACCUUCAGCUCAGUGACAGUGAGGACAGUGACAAUGAACAAACUCCAGAGAAGCCUCCUUCCUCAUCUGCACCUCCAAGUGCUCCACAGUCGCUUCCAGAACCAGUGGCAUCAGCACAUUCCAGUAGUGCAGAGUCCGAGAGCACCAGUGACUCAGACAGCUCCUCAGACUCGGAGAGUGAGAGCAGUUCAAGUGACAGCGAGGAGAAUGAGCCCCUAGAAACCCCAGCUCCUGAGCCUGAACCUCCAACAACAAACAAAUGGCAGUUGGACAACUGGCUGACCAAAGUCAGCCAGCCUGUGGUGCCUGCCGAGGCCCUGGGGAACACAGAGCUCCCCCGUCGGCGCCAGGAAAGCAAGGGUGGCAGCGAGAGCACCACAAGUCAGGAGCAUUCUGAGUCCAAAGAUCCUCCCCCGAAGAGCUCCAGCAAAGUCCCCCGGGUCCCUUCUGAAGGCCCCCACCCUGGAAAGAGAACCUGUCAGAAGUCCCCUGCACAACAGGAACCCCCACCUAGGCAAACUGUUGGAACCAAACAACCCAAAAAACCUGUCAAGGCCUCUGCCCAGGCAGAUUCUCGGGCCAGCUUGCAGGUGGAAAGUGAGCCAGGACUCCUUCCCUAUGGCUCAAAGGACCAGACCUCCAAAGAUAAGCCCAAGGUGAAGACGAAAGGCAGGCCCCGGGCUGGGGGCAGCAGAGAGCCCAAGCCUGCAGUGCCAGUCCCCAGUGAGAAGAAGAAGCACAAGAGCUCCCCGGCACCCCCCUCCAAGGCGCUCUCAGGCCCAGAACCCACGAAGGACAGUGUGGGAGACAGGAGCCCUGAGCACUUUGCUCUUGUCCCCCUGACUCAGAGCCAGGGCCCACCCCAUAGUGGUGGUGGUGGCAGGACUAGCGGCUGCAGGCAAGCAGUGGUGGUCCAGGAGGACAGCCGCAAAGACAGACUCCCAUUGCCUUUGAGAGACACCAAGUUGCUCUCACCGCUCAGGGACACUCCCACCCCACAGAGCUUGAUGGUGAAGAUAACCCUAGAUCUUCUCACUCGGAUUCCCCAGCCACCCGGGAGGGGGAGCCGCCCAAAGAAACCGGAAGAUAAACAGCUGCUUGUAGGGAAGAAGCAGGACUCUGAGAAGAGAAGCUCAGACAACUCCAGCAAGUUGGCCAAAAAGAGAAAGAGCGAAACAGAAAGAGACUAUGAUAACAAAAAAAUCAGACUGGAGAAAGAAGCCAAAUCACAGUCCUCUUCAUCCUCAUCCUCCCACAAAGAAUCUUCUAAAACAAAGACACCUAGGCCCUCCUCAGAGCCUGCAAAAAAGGAAAUGCUUCCCCCUCCACCUGUGUCGUCCUCAUCCUCGUCCUCCCAAAAACCAGCCAAGCCAGCACACAAGAGGUCAAGGCAGGAAGCAGACAUUUGUGGCCAUGACCCUCCCAAAAGUGCCAGUAGUACCAAGAGCAACCAUAAAGACCCUUCCGCUUCAAAGCACAGAAAAGUACAGGGGAAAGGCUCUGGAAGCUCCGCUGAACACAAAGGAUCUUCUGGAGACACUGCAAAUCCUUUUCCAGUGCCUUUUUUGCCAAAUGGUAACUCUAAACCAGGGAAGCCUCAAGUGAAGUUAGACAAACAGCAAGCUGAUUUUCACAUGAGGGAAGCCAAAAAGUUGAAGUGCAAAGCAGAGUCAAUGACGGACAAGGUUGGAAAGGCCUUCAAGUACUUGGAAGCCAUCCUGUCCUUUAUCGAGUGUGGGAUUGCCAUGGAGUCUGAGAGUCCGGCCUCCAAGUCCGCUUAUUCAGUGUACUCAGAAACUGUAGAUCUCAUUAAAUUCACAAUGUCAUUAAAAUCAUUCUCAGAUGCCACAGCACCAACACAAGAGAAAAUAUUUGCUGUUUUAUGCAUGCGUUGCCAGUCCCUUUUGAACAUGGCAAUGUUUCGUUGUAAAAAAGACGUAGCAAUAAAGUAUUCCCGUACUCUUAAUGAACACUUCAAGAGUUCUUCCAAAGUGGCCCAGGCCCCUUCUCCAUGCAUUGCAAGAAGCACAGGCACACCAUCCCCUCUGUCCCCAAUGCCUUCUCCUGCCAGCUCUGCAGGGUCCCAGUCAAGUGCUGGCAGUAUGGGGAGCAGUGGAAUGACUGCCACAAUCAGUACUCCAGUCACCAUCCAGAACAUGACCUCUUCCUAUGUCACCAUCACGUCCCACGUCCUUACCGCCUUUGAUCUUUGGGAACAGGCUGAAGUCCUUGCAAGGAAGAAUAAAGAAUUCUUUGCUCAACUCAGCACAAAAGUAUGCACCUUGGCCCUCAACAGCAGUCUGGUGGACCUGGUGCACUAUAUAAGACAGGGUUUUCAGCGGCUCAAACAAGUAACCAAAACACCUUAAUGGAAACCCAAGUUGACUCCAUGCCUUGGGGACUUUUUUUUUUUUUUUUGCACAUUGGAAGCGUAAAAAACAGUCUCGACAUUUGUCUCAUCAGGAUAUCAAACUCAAGAAGAGAAGCAGCAUAAGAUGGCCAGGAGGUUUGUCCACAUAAACUCUCAAGAGUCGUGUUAUCAUUGGGUGGACACUGUGGUUACACAGAAGCAGAGAUGGAGGUCAGCCCCAGAGAUGAUCUUGCCUUUCCUAACUACAGGAUAAAAGUGCAAUGUAGCCUAAUGGGCAUGUGAAUGGUCUAGAAACAUUUCUGUGGUCUUUUGUUUUUGUUUUUUAACCAGUAGGAUGGAUGUAAGCUGCAAGUGAAAUGAGGAACAAUGUCAAUUCUGAAAGCAAAUUCACAUCAUCUCAGUAGCCAUACUAAGUCCAUUCACAGAAGAAAAUUUUUUUAAACAUUGAUUUUUGGUGAAGGGUUUUGUGGAUGAUUUGUUUUAAAAAAAUUUAAGUUCUGAGGGAAACUUGUUUAACAGAUUCUAAUGGCCAUCUGUAAAAUGUAAGUUGUGAAGGACUCCACUGUACCCCACAUUCUGCCAGUGAACAGUGACUUUGAUAAUACCAAGUAUUGUCAUAGUGUAUGAAACUGAAGGCAACCCCCUCCCAUUGCCCUGUGUACUGCGCGUUCACCCCAGCUCGGAUUCCUGACUGCUGAAAUGUAACCCACGAUCCACGUCACGCAACGGAGGAAGAACAAGUGCGCAUGGGAGCCACCUCGAGAGUCACUUGAGGCCGACUCCUGGAGGACUUGGCGCUGCCAUCCCCACUCUUGUUUCCUUGAAGGGUUCUAGCUAACAAGGUGGUCUCCAUUGAUCGAAUUCUGUAUUUCCUAACUUGGGGAAGAAGGGAACAACAUUUAUACCUGACCAGAUGGCUAACGUGCUUUUUGAUUCUUGUUUUAAGUAGAGAUGGAAUUUGAGGUGCUGAUCGGUGGUCUACAGCUAUGUGGUAACUCAUGUCUAAUCAGUUUUUUCAGUGAAGAAAAAUGAUAUCUACUUCGUAGAGAGGCUAUAUUUUUCUGCUACAAAUUAUUUUAUAUUUAUAGCAAAACUAAACUUUGUGAGCCCUUGAUUGCCUAGGGGAAAUUGACUCCCUGAGAGAAUGUGGAGAUGUGGGGAUUAAGUAGAUUUCUAAAAAAAUUGUCACCACAUGCCUUCACUCCAGAGUGUUCUCAGACAACUAGAUUUGAAUAGGUUGAAGAGGGAACUGUGGCCUUCCUCUAAGUUAAUGUCAUACUGUCUGCAUUAAACCAGGUUCGUUUUGAAUGGCCUAAAAUGAAAGAACACAAUCAGAAUUCCCACAUGCCCACAAGCACAGAUUGCUUUUUGAAAUUUUGAAGGUUGUUAUUGGAAAUACUCUUUUGAGUGCAGUGUUUUUAAAAACCAGUUCUUUUUAUCCCAUUUAGAAAGUAGAAUUUGCUCAUGUGUUAAAAUUGAGGAGUGAGCUUCAUCUGUGCAACUAAUUGGUUUCCUUUUCUCCCGUUACCCUGUUCUGCACCUCUACACAUUGUUCCCUACCAAGCACGUUUCAUGUUUUUUGUAUUUAUUAGUGAAGGCAGAACCAUUUUUAUUUAUAGUGAAGACGCCCAAGGUCUCUCUGAUGAAUACUAGGACUUUCUGGUUUCAUAAACAUGUAAAGGGAUGUGUAGAUGCUGGAGCCAUGCUGACUUUUCAGUUUAAAAUUGUGUGAAGCUGCCCCCUGGUCUCUCCUCCAGCCUGUUCUUUGAUUGCUAACUAGGUUAAAGCCAGAGAAUGACAGUGGAGUUAAUAUCUGAGCGUUAAACCUUGAUGUGUGAUGUGUGAUCCUGACGAAGCAGUUUCCUUUACUGAUGUUCUGAAGCAAAGCUAUUGUUUUUUUAAACUACUAGAGAGCCUGUUGUUAAAUGGACAAUAAUUGCCUGGUAGGUUGUAAGGCCUGGCAUUGUGUUUGCUCCUUGUAUGGAGGGGACAAGGCACUAGAAUCAGCAAGAUCACUUAAAAUCCUUCUGUCUUAAUUCCCCUUCCCCGUCUGCUAUGUCAAGCCACCUGUCAAUGGUGAAGGGUUCUGUUCUUUAUGACAGGUUCUGAUCUAUGCGGGUUGUACCAGAGCAUGUGUGAGUCUGUGGGCAAGCCACCAUGCUCCCUUGACUGAAAACAUUCCCAAGUGGAUUUCUCAGCCAAGUGUAACAGAUUGCUUUUUCAGUGGCCUUAUUCUUUGUGGGUUUUUUUCCUCCCUGAAAUCUAUAUUAAAAUUUUAUUUGUCCCUUGAAAAAAAAUAAUGAAUCUGGAUAGAUCAAUUUGUACUACUUUGAUCAUUGGAUAUUUCUGAUUCUUACUGCAACAGUCCUUGUACCUAACAGAGAAUUCCUGAUGACUACCUUUUUAAUAGAGUAAGUAAAAGGUAGUGUCUGAUGAGUCCUUAAUGUUCAUAAGCCCUUUUUGCUGUUACAGUUGUAUAUAGAAAUCUGAAGGAUUUUUAAACCAUUUGCACUUUUUCACUGCAUGCUUAUAAUUCCCAAAGGCAAAAAUUUGUACUGAGGUAGAUCUUUCAAGAGGAUUAGAUUAUAAAAUUAAGCCUUUGUAUAUGUGAAGUUCUCAUGGCAACAGUGAUAGUGCACACUUCACAGUGAGAAAAAUAGAAAAAAUUAAUCUUAAUGAAAACAGAGUAAAUCUUGCCUUUGCCACUACAGGGGUGGGUGUGUGUGUGUGUGUGUGUGUGUGUGUGUGAGAGAGAGAGAGAGAGAGAGAGAGAGAGAGAGAGAGAGAAUGAAUAAGAAUGUGGGAGAAUACUGUUUUAUUUUAAACGAAUUGUUGAAUGUUUCUACCCUUCUGAAGAUAGUGAAAAUGUGAAUCAUCGAACCUUGGAGCCCUAUUAAAUAAUGAAAAAGACUUUUCCAAAAUCUACCAGAUUAUACUUGGGGUUAAGAUUAUGAAUAUACAGAUGACAUGGUAGCAGUGGUACAGUAUGAGAGGGUUCAGCAUGCAGUAAUCAGGAAUAAACUACAAUAGGAUAAUUUGUUUGAUAUCAUGAUUUGAUCACAAUAUUAAAUGAGAAAAGCAACUGAUUUUUUAAACAAAAAGAUCUUUUUUUAAAGAUUGUUUUAGCCAAAAUGUAUAGUUACUUCCUUUAGACAAAUUGGACAUUUACCUCCUUUAUUCUUUACUCUUUAGUUCUAGAUCUUGGGAUGUUUAGAAGCUAAUCUACUCUCCCUUUCUAGCUGAAAAUUUGCCUUACCUGGUACCUUACAUAUUAAUGUUAGUAGGAGCAGGAGGUUAGUCUUGAUCCACUUUUUAAAGCAAAAAGAAAACCACUGUGUUCUCUACAACUGCUAUCUCUGAUGUGCAAAAGAAUAUGUAAUCUGUACACAAAUAGAGAACAAGAGCUGAUUCAGUUGUAUAUAUUUGUUGUGCCCUUGUUGACCAAACCUAAUUUUGAAAUAAUGUUUUGCCACAGCUUUAAGGUAUGUUACAUGGGUCGUCUUAUAUCUAUCUUCUGCUUUAUGAAGUUUGAAGUUUAUUUGUGCAUAUUAAGAUAAAUGAGUUGGUUUGAUUUAGCAUACUUUUAAAUUCUUCCAUGCCUUCUACCAAAUUCUUUUUUUUUUUUCAUAAUGAUUUAUUUUCCCUGACACUACAAAAUACCUUUGAAAAUUUUUUAUCGUUUCUUCUGAGACACUCUUUCCCACUGAGUAGCAGGAUUUAAAUUUUCCAAGACUAUUUUGGGCUUCUGGUAGAAACACAGAAGUGUAGAUUUUAUUACUGAAAAGUGAGUACACAUUGCAGCUGUGAAGAGAUGGCCAGGAUUGAUUAUGGUGGUGCUUGCCCCCACCCCUUCUCUUGUGGAUUGCCUCUUCUGGUUUUUUCCCACUGGGAAAUAAUGGGUGUAAGGUAUUUUUUUUUUCUGUGCCUUUAUUAUUUGUUUUCAUGGGGAGAAGUAUAGUAGCAGAAUAGCAUGGUGCUGAGGGUCUUCCUUCACACAUUACAAGUGGUAUUUCUGCCAUGUAGUCAGUCCUCCAGUCCACAACCCAGUUAUGUUGGUUUCUUGGUGGCUGAGGAUGCACAUCUCUUUGUGAAUUGUGAGCACUAGUCAUGUUCUUUAGUUCUUAUUUAUGAUGCGUUGAUCAGCACCAUCUACUACUUUUCUUGAGAUGACUGUAUGUUUCUUAUUGUUUUGAGGGAAAUCACACUUUAUCCUGUCACUGUGAGUCAGACAUCAUUAGGUACCAUGCUGAGUAGAUGUGCCCUUACUUCUACCUAAGAGGAUGUCUCAGAGGGCAGGAAGGAAACCCUGCAGCUCCUCAUAAGCCUAUAUGGAAAUAUAUAGGCCCGGGAGGACAAGGGAAUAAGACCACUGACAUCAAGGCUGGCCAAGCUGCACUGUCCAACCAGGUAGUGGCCAACCUAAAGGAGAUGACUUGCUUUGCUUAAAAGUAGGUAUUUAAGCAAUACUCCUCACAGGCAGUAUUAAGUUUGCCUUCUGUUCAGGCCAUGACAUGUAUUGUUAAGCUCACUGCACAUCCUCCUUUCAGACAUCAAGUAUACACUGUUCAUGUUGGGGUGUGUGUAUGUGUGUGUGUGUGUGUCCCAAAUCUUGUUUAAAAAAAAAAAUUUUUUUUUCCUGAAUGUGAUCAUGUUUGCAUGUUAUCUGAGCAGGGUUGCUUUUUUUUAUUUAUUACCAUUAUAUAUUAUAUUAUAUAUUUUUGCUUUCUUAUAACUUUAGAAAAGUCGAAUCUUGGUGUUAAAUUGUUUAAAUGAAUAAUUUUUCCAGUUGAUAAAUGAAAAUCACUGGGCUAUCUUUAAAGUAAUAAGUUUUUCUUUAAUUUCUGUGGAAUAAUGUGCCAGCUCUUGUCAACACAAUGACUUUGUAUGUAGGAUAGAAAAGCAGCGAUGCUCUCAAUGGGAAGAUGUGCAACACAAAUAAGGGGAACUCCACAUAUUUUAUCUACUUCAGCAAUGGAACUGCAACUUGGGGCUUUUGUGAAUAAAAGUUAGAUGCCUUGUAUAGUCCUUUGAAAGAGACAUAUGUGAUCUCUGAGAGAAUUAUAGGUUUUUUUUAGAAGAAAAAUUUGCAAAAGAUCUUUCCAAAGAUAAUGUGCCACAGAUCUUUUGUUUGCUGUUCUCUGUAAUGAGGAUUAAGUGCUGUUUUAAAAAAAAAUGUAAUUGAUCUGUUCUUUAAAUUCUUUCAUUUUCACAAGAGGAUCGAGCUGUUGAAAAAAUUAAUAAAAAUUUAGAGAAAUCA
This is a messenger RNA of Marmota monax (woodchuck), 10588 nucleotides long. It is a transcript of the gene Aff1, whose product is annotated as ALF transcription elongation factor 1. Lineage: Eukaryota; Metazoa; Chordata; Mammalia; Rodentia; Sciuridae. Gene Ontology annotation, biological process: regulation of gene expression. The transcript has 20 exons. Gene Ontology annotation, cellular component: nucleus; super elongation complex. The record is from RefSeq and is a predicted model, not a curated record. The coding region runs from base 1667 to 5329 and encodes 1220 amino acids.